CAACAAUUACUUAACAUAUUUGAAGUUGUAAUUUCAACAUUAGAAGGUAAAUUAAAACGAAUUGAUAAUCUUGAUAAAGCAGUUGAACAUUUAAUGAGACGCGUUGAAGCACUUGAUAAUCGUGUCGGUGAUAAUAUUAUUAAAACAGAUUCUGUUAUUUCAAAAUUAAGAUCACUUGAUAAUAAAAUCUCAUAUGAACCAAUUGAAAUUAGAACAGUGAAUGGUGGAGGUACAUCAAGUGCAACAAGAGGUCCAAGAACAUCAUCAUCAAAUUUAGAUAGUCGUUUAGUAUCACUUGAUCAAAAAGUAACUGAUAUUGAUUCAAAAUUGGAAGGAUUAAAAAAUCAAAUUGAUAAUAAUUUUUUACAAGUUGAUGAUUUUAAUGCUGAAGCAAGUGAAAAGAAACCAAUUAGUAUGAAUGUUAUUGAAAUAACAAAAGCAAUGAAUGCUGAAGUAAUGAAUCAUAUGACAACAGAAUUGGGUCAAUUAAGAACAACAACUGAUAAUAUUGAUAAAAAAUUACAAUUUCAUAUAAAUAUUGUAUCAGAUAAUGUUGGUCGAAUGUUACGUAUGGUUAAUGAAAUACAUGAAGCUGUUGUUGAUCAUCAUGAACAAUAUAACAGUUUAAAUGCAUCAUCUACAACAACACCAGUACCUUUAAUAAAAUCAAGUAAAAUUGAUGCAUUAGUUAAGCAAAUUAAACCAAUAAUGUCAGUUUCAGAGAAAAUGGACGAAGUAUGGAAUGUUGUUGUUGGUACAAAAUCAUCAGUUGAUCAUUUAGUACCAAAAUCUGAUGAAUUAUUAACACAAACACAACGUCAAGAGCGUGCAAUUGGUGAAAUUCAUCAUGAUUUAAAAACAAAAACAAAUUUAAUUAUAACAAAUUUGGAUAUGGUUGAAAAACGUUUAAAAAAACAAGAAGAUGAUGUUUCAAUAUUAGCACAAAGACCAGUACCAGCUGAAUUAUUAAUGGAUCCAACAAUAGAUCGUUUAGUUGAAUACGAUCCAAAUAGGUAUUCAGUAAUUGAUGAUUAUACAGAACCACUUCCAGUCACAACAUAUCCCACACCAUCAUCAUCAACGGCUACAACUUUAUCAACAUCAACAAUAAAUCCAACAACACCCUCAUCAAUAUUUAAUGUAAUUAGUUCAACUGUAACUGCUGUAACAUCAACAUCGACACAACAAACAUCAAAUCAACAAAAUGGAACAUCAAUAUCUUCAUCGUCAUCAAUUUCAUCAACAUCAUCAACUUCAAAACCUUUAUCACGUAAAGGUGGUAUAAUAUUUCCAAGUGUUAAGAAUAAACCAUCAGUACAAAAUAAUACAACAUUUUCCACCGAUAUUUUAUCACUUAAAGAUGUAAAGGGAUUCUCAUGCGUAGAUUUAUUGAAUGCGGGGAUGCGUCAGUCUGGUGUUUUCUACUUACAAAUACGUGGUACAACAUAUUGGUUUUUAAAAGUUUUCUGUGAACAAGAAAUCGCUGAUGGUGGAUGGACGGUUAUUCAAAGACGAGAUGAUUUCGGUGAUCCACGAGAAAAUUUUAAUAGAGAUUGGUCUGAUUAUAAAAAUGGUUUUGGUGAUCCCGCUAAAGAAUUUUGGCUAGGAAAUGAAAAUAUAUACAUGUUAACAAAUAAUGAAGAUUAUAUUUUGAGAGUUGAAUUAGAAGAUUUUGAAGGCAAUAAAAGAUACGCGCAAUAUUCACAUUUUAAAAUUCAUUCAGAAUCUGAUUAUUACAAAUUAGAAAUUGAUGGAUAUGAAGGUACGGCAGGUGAUUCCUUGAACGAUCCUUGGUAUGGUGCCAAUAAUAGUCCAUUUUCCACAUAUAACAGAGAUAAUGACAGAAGUUCGUUAAAUUGUGCUAGUAUGCUCAAAGGAGGCUGGUGGUGGAAAUCAUGUGGACGCGGUCUUAAUGGCCUUUACUUGCACGAUCCUCAAGAUUUAACAGCAAGACAAGGUGUUGUUUGGUUCCGUUGGCGUGGAUGGGAUUACACACUUAAAAAGUCACUAAUGAUGAUAAGACCUAAGGGACCACAACCAAUGGGAGCAAGCUCAACGACAAACAAUACAACAUAAAUUAUUAUUAUUUUAAAUUUUUAAAAUAAUUUCCUAUAAGCAACUAAUUCUAUUUUGAAUUUGAACACUAUAGAAAAUUUAAUUUUUAUGGACUCUUUUAUUAAAAUUUAACGAAUUUAAACAAAAUUAUAAUAUCAGCAUUAGUGAUUCAUCAAGUUCUAAAUUUCAUAUCAUAAUUUCAAAAAGAAAUCCUCAAUUUCAUAACCGUAUUUAAUUUUUUGACAAUUGUUUAUACAAGCUGGUAAUCUAAUUAAUAAUUUUUGGAAAUUAAUUUUUAUUAUUUGAUGUCUGUAGCUGAAUUUCAAUUCGCGAAAAUAUUCUUAUAACGUCCUGUCAAAUCGGAACUGGUUUUUAAUCUUUAUGUUUCAAUUUUUACAAACAAUAAUUAUUAAUUUAUUUUCUCAAUCCUAAAUUUUAUUUCUUAAUAAUAUUAUUUGUCGAAAUAAUGGAAAAUUCUUUUUAUUUUUAAAUUCAUCAAAAUCUCAUUUCAACGUUAUAAAUUAUUUUAUGCAUAUCAUUUAUAUUUUCAUUAUUAUUUCAUUUUGCGUAAAAUUUUUUACUGUUGUUUUGACAAAUUAUACACCAAAUUUGACAUGAUAUACUAAUUAAACUUAACAAUGCAUUACAACUGUUUAAAAUGAAUUUACAACAUAUUACAUCAAUGUUUGA
This is a messenger RNA of Condylostylus longicornis, 2745 nucleotides long. RefSeq names its product angiopoietin-2. The coding region runs from base 94 to 2076 and encodes 660 amino acids. The transcript has 6 exons. The record is from RefSeq and is a predicted model, not a curated record. NCBI's taxonomy places the organism in Eukaryota, Metazoa, Arthropoda, Insecta, Diptera, Dolichopodidae.